CACUAGUAGUGCAAAAAAAAGACAUUCUUGAUGCCAAUUAUUGUACUACUUUCAUCAUAGGCACCAUCCUGUGGCAUUUUAGGGCAUUUCAGAAAGAGCACAAAAUGUGAAAAGCUGAGCUUUUGAACAAAUCGCUGGGUACAGCUUCCACAGGAAAAAAGAAGGUGAAUUUGUUAAGUGUGAACCACAAAUCCGCGGGGGAUUCACCAAACCACGACGGUCUCCCAUUAUUCCUCAAAAUUGAAUUCUUACAGCAGCAUUAUUCUUAAAUCCAAAUCCAAACCCUCCAUGCUCCUCCUGCCCUCGCAUGAUGGACACGGGCAGCUGUCGGACGGUGAUGCCAGACUGAUUCCCACAGCUGAUGCAUCCACAUUUGGCCACCAUCAAAGCGAAUGUGUUUGGAGCUGAGGUAUCAGUCUUCCUCCCUUCAUCCCAAUGACCGUCCGGAAAGGAAAAACUUUAGCCAUCACCAUCCAGGAGCACAUGGCCAUCGACGUCUGCCCGGGACCAAUCCGGCCCAUCCGCCAAAUCUCUGCCUACUUCCCCCGCCUCUCGCCCACUUCCUCCUUCUCGGAGCCGCUCUCGCCCAAUCAGACGGGAGCCUCGGCUGCCCUCUUCCCCGGCGGGACGGGUCAAGGCGGAGCGGGAGGAGGCAGCGGCGGCCUGUUGUCGCCCUUGUUAGCGGCGAGAGGCGGCGGGGCCGCGGGGGGCUCGCUGUCCGCCAUGAGCAGCAUUGACACCUCCGUCGAGGUGGACAGCUGUGACAGCGACGAUAACACUUCUUUGGGGACGUUGGAGUUUGACUUGCUGUACGACAGAGCCACCAGCUCCUUGCACUGCACUGUCCUGAAAGCGAAGGGUCUGAAACCGAUGGAUUUCAACGGCUUGGCGGAUCCCUACGUGAAGCUGCACCUCUUGCCGGGAGCCUGCAAGGCCAACAAACUGAAAACCAAGACGGUCCGUAACACUUUGAACCCGGUGUGGAACGAGACGCUCACAUACUGCGGCAUCACCGAGGAGGACAUGUCUCGCAAAACGCUGCGGGUGUCGGUGUGCGAUGAGGACAAGCUGACGCAUAACGAGUUCAUCGGGGAGUCGCGGGUGGCCCUUCGCCGCGUGAAGCCCGACCAGACCAAACACUUCGACAUCUGUCUGGAGCGCCCACCUCCUCUGCCCUCGCCCACGGCGAUGAGCACGGCCCUCAGAGGCAUCUCCUGCUACCUGAGAGAGUGGGAGACGGAGCAGCAGAGAAGUUUGGAGGAGAGAGGCCGCCUGCUGCUGUGUCUGCAGUACGUCCCCCCGGGCGACGUCGACGGCGACGAGGGUCCCGGCGAGGCCAAGGAGAGGACGCGCGGCGGCCUGUGCGUGGGCGUCAAGCGCUGCGCCCACCUGGCCGCCAUGGACGUCAACGGCUUCUCCGACCCCUACGUUAAAACGUACCUCAAGCCAGAUGUUCAGAAGAAGUCCAAGCACAAAACUGCAGUGAUAAAAAAGACACUCAACCCGGAGUUUAAUGAGGAGUUCUUCUACGAAAUCUCCUUCUCAGAGCUCGCCACCAAGACGUUAGAGGUCACCGUGUGGGACUACGACCUCGGCAGGUCAAAUGACUUCAUCGGGGGCGUGUCCUUAGGGUGCCACUCGCAGGGGGACACCCUGCAGCACUGGGUAGACUGUCUGAAGAACAAGGGCAAGAAGGUGGAGCGCUGGCACACGCUGACCAACGAGCUGCCCGGCGCCACGUCGCAGGAAUGAAGCGCACCUCUCAGGAUUGUGCGAGCGGCGACACCACGGCGGCGAGGGAGACGGCGGAGGCUUUUCUGCAUGACUGUCAAAGAACUCGCAGCCGCACAAAAGGACUUCUUCAUUCAUGAAAAGAACAAAAAAUAAACGCAUCAGUCGGAGAAAAGCGGGAAGAGUCACAGAUCGUAAGAGGCCUCAUCAUCGCACCCGCCACAAAACUGCUUUUUUGAAGCGGAUCCAUUUGGGACGCUUGUUCCAUUUUUUGGGUGGAUUUUGCUGAGCCUAAAGUCACGUACACGCACAGGAAGGAUAUUGAAAAGGCGUUUUCGCAUAACGCGCGGCUGCGGUUGGUGUGCAUUGGGAUGUCGCCAACUACUGGCCUGGCAUGUAUAUGAAUUGCAAAACAAUUUCAAGAAGGAAAAAAUGAAAGAUUUGUUUUUUGGUUUUUUUCCUGAAGAGUUUGUCACGUAAAAGUACUCGAACGCAGUCUUUCCCAACAUUUUGGAUCCAAAGCACAUACACUACUCAUACAAAGAUAUAUAUAUCGCUCUUUCGGCUGAAAUGAUCGGUCCAACUGUUCAGCGUUUCAGUACUUUUUGCACAGCUUUCUGUUCUCUAAAAAAAGAAGCUAAACGGCACCUUGAUGCCUUUCUGUGACUCUUCCAGUCUUUUUGUAUCUCAACUGAUCACCUUCUUAGCUCAGCGGUACUAUUGAUCAAUUGUUAGGUGUCGUCUCGGUCUCAUGAUGUCAAAAUCUUAACAAAAUGUUGAAGAGGACUGUUUCGAGUUGAUUCAUGGAUCAAACUGUUUUUUUCUUUUUCUAUCGGCUCCUUGUUAACGUUGAACAGUUGGACAUGUGCAUUUCAAAGUUUAGAAAAGGUCAAAUUAGGUUCACCUGUAAAGUUUAUACAGUGGCCCGAAAAUCGCGGUUAAUUGAGGCCCAUUAUAAUUGCAUUAAAAACAAAAAGGGGCUUUUUUUUUAUUUUUUUUAUUUUAAACUAAAAAAUUCUGUAAAAACCACCAAUAUGUGUUUUCAGGGUCGGUUCCCCCCCCCCCAAAAAAAAAGACAAAGGAAUAAAAGAAAAUGUGCAAAUAGGUGAAUCCACAGGAACCGAAGCGCAAGCAUGCGGAGGUCCACUGUCGUGCAUUUUAGGCUCAUCCAGAAAUUUCACCCCAAAGCUGAAUAUCCCAAACUUUUUUGUGAGUAGAGUAUUUUAAAUGAGAAAACCAUCAUGGAACACCGUGCAAAAACGUCACAAAAAACUACUGAAAUAAUUGAGAUUUUGCCUAAAUUUACUCACAAAUUCACUGUGAAAUGUGAGCAGGUUUAGUCGAACACAAAGCUCAACACGCACGCAUGUCAAUUGUACCUUCUGCCACUCGGUGGCCAAGAACAUAUCAUUGUUCUGCUGACACUAUACGUCACUGGCAUAGAUAGAUGAACGAAAAUCCUUUUUCUGACCAAUUCAGUGGAACUGGAUCGUUUCCCCAGGCACGCACGAUUAUCUCGAAAGGCACAGUAGUCGAGAAUCGCUUUGACGUGAAAUCGUGCGGGGAAAUUAGCAAACGGCGGCAGAUGAGGAUGUGCUUAUCCUGUUACGUUGGACCAGUUGUGUUGACAAGCGGAUCUCGCUCGCACCCGCUAUAAGCGCUUCCGAGGAUCUUCAAAUAGACAAUUUUGCAUUUAUUAGAUUUUGGAUGUGUGGGGUUGUGACAGCACGGCGCUGCUGACAGCCUAACAAGCGCGACAAGGAGAAUCGGCUCUUCCACGUGAACGACUUCCUAUCAAUUGUUGGCAUGCUCGGUGUUGCUGGAGUCGACUCAAAGACAAAAAAAAAAAAAAAACGUGCUGCAAGAUGACGCGUUCAUUGUUGUUCCACAGUUGCACUCUUUUUAUCUCAGUGUCAUGUUUAUGCGAUUUGUGUUUUGUUUUUGUUUUUCUCUCUCAUGUGCUUUGCAAAUAUCCCAAAGUUAUGAACCUUAAGUGAGGUACGCUCAUACCGAUUUUUAACAUCCUAAUCGAUUUUUUUCAAUGACUAACACCUUUGAGAGGCAGUGUGGUGCCACAAGGCAAAACAUACAAACAAAGGAGAAAGACUACUACUACUAUACUACUACUGGUAGUAGUAGUCGUAUUACAGUAUCUGGUAACUACAUUGCGGUUUUGUUGAUUAAAUAUGUUGAAACUUUAGAAAGUCAUUUGAGCAUUUAUUCCAUAUUGUUGACAUCUUAAGGUCCCUGUACUAUUACACACUUUGUCCAAAAAAAAUCCACUACUCGUGCCACUUUUGGACUACUAGUAUGUAAUUAAAAAUUACUAGUAAACUACUGUGCUGCUCUAGUAACACUACUAAGCCCAACAAGUAGGCAUAUGUCACGCACUAGUUGCCCCCUGUACCCUGCUUAUACCGCCAAAGUGCACACUACUAGUUUUGCCUCACUAGGACCGUGUAGGUUUCCUACUAGUAUGCCCAAGUUGUGGACCUUAAGCUGGAUAUGAAGGAUAUGGAAUAAAUGUGCAAACCACAAGACAUGGCCAAUAAAAAAAAUAUUCGGGACGCUUGGUGACAAGGAACUAUGUUGCAAUGAAGGGAGGAGCUUCAUUUCGUCAGGCCAUAAGCUUGUCUAAUGGGAAAAAAGCGCCUUGCUGCCAUCUUGUGGCAUCUAUAGGCAAUUACAAACCUUUUUGGGUGGGCGUCAAUGACUCAUGGGGGUUCACUGUAAUUCACAUUUAUGUAUCAAAGCGUAAAACAUUCUACAUAGCGGCUGCCUUUUGAAAUGUAAUUGGAAGCCGCAAUGUUUAUGUGUGAUCCAAAGGCAUGCUGAAAAAUAGAUGUAAAAAUAUAUAUAUUGUGUUGGCGGGUUCUUGUUUUUUUGUUAGGGGUUCUGUGUCUUCUGGAAGUUCAAGUGAGCAUGGUUUAUUUUUAUUCCAUAAAUUGUUCGUAUCGAUUUG
Molecule: messenger RNA, 4693 nt
Organism: Phyllopteryx taeniolatus (common seadragon)
Lineage: Eukaryota; Metazoa; Chordata; Actinopteri; Syngnathiformes; Syngnathidae
Gene: doc2a
Product: double C2-like domains, alpha
Exons: 12
Coding region: 436-1752 (438 amino acids)
Source: RefSeq, a predicted model, not a curated record